AUGGCAGAUACGGCAAAUAUUCUAUCUCAAAGUCAUUCUGUUAUGUACCCAGCUUAUAGUAAUGACGAAUCUCAAAAGGUACAAAAAGAAAUUUCCCUUGGGACACUACAUGAACUUCUUUUGCAAAUAAAUUCUAGACUUGCAGUCAUUGAGAGCAAUAACACAACACUUGACAAAAGGCUGUGUGAGAUCGAAAAUAAAAUGACACAUUUCCAGUCAAUAACCGACUCCAUAUCUACACUAAAUGAUAGGGUAAACAAAUUUGAGAGUGAGGUCAAGAAUGUGAAACAGACCGUGUCGUCCAUUGAAGCAAGUGCUCAGUCUAUGAGUGAUAUGUUUGAGAAUGUUAAAUCACAUGCAGAUCAAGACCUGAAAGCUAUUCGAAUUGAUACAGCCAAUUUAGACAAGAAAUUAUCUGAUGAUAUUACAGAGUUAACCAACGGUCAGCGUGAAUUACAUAAAUCAGUGAUCGAUCUGAAAAGCAGGGCAAUGAGGGAUAAUUUAGUAUUCACCGGCAUACCUGAAUACAGAGAUGAAAACUGUGAAGAAGUUCUGCAAUAUUUCCUGAAAACCAAGCUAAAAAUCUAUGAUGAAAUUCCCUUAGAGAGAGUGCAUCGUUUAGGAAAACCUGAUGAGUACAGAACCAAGCCAAGGAACAUUGUGGCAAAGUUUAGUUUUUAUAAAGAUCGUGAAUUUGUUCGCAAACGUGCCCCACUCAAACUUAAGGGAUCUAACAUUUGGGUGAAUGAGCAAUUUCCACCGGAGGUAGAGGAGAAACAGCGCAAGUUGUAUCCAGUUAUGCGCAAGGCGAUGAAAAAUAAUAAACGUGUGAAACUUGUUGUGGACAAAUUGUACAUUGAUGGUGAGAUGUAUGAACCAAGUGAUACAGAGGAACACGUCGACUCCCUAAACUUCCCAACUCAAAGGAUGUCCCAGAGUUCCAGGAACACACCGUGGACGUCCGGAGCGCGCCGCGAGCCUGCCAAUAAUGACAAUCCUACACCACCCCCACGAGGAAACAAACGCUUUAGGAAAUCUUCGACACCGACGAAAUAG
Messenger RNA from Saccostrea cuccullata (small rock oyster), 1056 nucleotides. RefSeq lists its product as uncharacterized. Gene Ontology annotation, molecular function: single-stranded RNA binding. The coding region runs from base 1 to 1056 and encodes 351 amino acids. Gene Ontology annotation, cellular component: ribonucleoprotein complex. The record is from RefSeq and is a predicted model, not a curated record. Gene Ontology annotation, biological process: retrotransposition. Lineage: Eukaryota; Metazoa; Mollusca; Bivalvia; Ostreida; Ostreidae. The transcript has a single exon.